AUCCUUCUCAGCAGUGCUGCUGCCAAACCAGUUUUCCCUCAUUCUGUAUUUGUGCAUUUGGUUUUUCUUCCCUAAGUGUAGCACCUUACAUUUGUCUUUGUUGAAUUUCAUUUUGUUGUCUAAAGUCCAGUCAACAAAAUGUCUUCACGGUGUCCAUUUUUGGUUAUGCGAGGACAGAGCAUUGUUUGUUCAGGAGAGAAGAGACAGUUGGUAAUGAACGCCAGGCAUAAUUAUUAUUGGGCUAAGCUGUUGCAAGUGCUCAGCACCUCUCAGGAGUUAGCCUGUAUUUGUUAUUAUUUAGAUAGCAUUUGUGUAGCUUUACAGAGAAGUAGGAAGACAAGAUCUAUUCUGACAUGAACAGAGAUCGGAUGCUCUGCAAAUACUAAUCUCUCUCUCUCUCUCUCGGCCUGUUUCUGAGUGAUUUGCCUUGAUCUGGCUCACUGCUCACCUGCCUCUUAUCAAUGUUUCUUCCUUCCCUGUAGCAGUCGGAUGGGUCAGGAAAGGUUGAAGACUCCUCCAGAGCUUCCACAUGAUGUAACAAUAUUGGAUAUUUUAAUGUCAAGUCUGAACUAAAUGCAUUCGUGUAUAUGGAAUAAAACAUGGUGAGAUGGUAUAAAUGUUUUAUCAGCAUGAGUUUGGGAUGGCUGCAUUUCUCCUGAGCAAGUUAUAACACUCAUCCCAAUCUCAUCUAACUAAUCCACAUAAUCUCUAUACACAGUAUAUUUUUCUGAAAAAAUCUUUUGGGACUGUUUUGUACAUCCCUUGCAUGGAAAGCCACAAGCCGUAGAUAGCCUGAGUACAACUAUACAGGGCUCAGAGAGGGAGAAAAUUGCAAUGACUUUGAAAAUGAACCUAAAAUAACUUUUCUCUACAUAACAUCAUAAUUUCAAAUUUGAUAUCCUAGGAUCUUCCAGGUGUAGGGGUCAGAUUUUGAGAAUUAACUGGAAUCCACAAUUGGGUCCAAAAGAAAUCAGCAUGGUAGGUUAUAGCUCUUCUAAAAGUCUGGCCAGGAGUGUCACACUGGGAGCUGCUGGGUGCUGAGCAUUUCUGAAAAUCUGGCUCUUAUAGGGGUGUCUAAGUGGGAACUGAGCUCUCUUUUCUAACCUGCCCACAAUUGUGGGUGCUCACCAUGGAAAAUCUGGCCCACCAAUAUAUAUUGGUCCCAUUGGAAAGACAGGGUUGUCUGUUUCCUAAAGCUCCUAUUUCCCAGCCCCGUUGGUUUCUGAGAUACCUGAUCUUACCUCUGCACUCAUGACAGCUUUAAACUCUGACUGUCCCCAAGGGCUAGAAAUAGAUGAGUUCUGAUCCUGAGUUAACGCUUAGUUGGGUAGUGCUCCUGUCUGACAGCUUGCAAGCUAGCCUGGAAACCAGUUUGUAGUUAUGACUUGUAGCCUCCAGGUGGUGCUUAGCAGAUGUGCCUGUGGAGAGAGAGCAACGCAGUGCCAAAGAAAUAUUGGUGAUGAAAAAUUAAAGAAGCACUGGCCCCUUGUGGCAGCAGAAGAAAACACAGAAACAGUUUUAGAAACCAUAAUCAACAUAUGCUCCUAGUGGCAUUCUGAGGCCUCCUGAGAUUUGCCCCCUUCCUUUGUGCUGAAGGAACCUACGUGAGCUCUGGAAAGAGGCGAAGGUGAUGCUGAAUGAGUGCCGGAAAUAGCAGUAUACAGGGGGUGAAAAGCUCAUUUUCAUGAUCUCUCCUUCCUCGGGAUCUGCUUUCCUGCUCCCUUUUUAGCCUGGCACGGUAGGCUACUUUUCCCCUUGGGAGAGGAGUCCUUUGAACCUCUUGUACACUGAUCAAGCCGUUUGUGAAUUGAUAGAUCAAGCAAAAUUUCUUGAAGCUUGUAAUCACAUUUAUGAUCUGGAGCAAUCUGAACAUAAGAGUGAAAUAAAGAUUGACUUACUUUACAAAAAAGUAGCAGAAAGAAUGUGGUCAGUUGUGCAAGAAGCAAUCAGUGGAAGCGAUAGUAUGUUACUGGAGCCACUGAAAUCAGUAGGUGAAUCACUGAAGUGGGAGAAAGAGAAAGAAAAAGAAUGGUUUGACAGUGUCAAAGACAUGGAAUCUGUUUCAACCUGGAGCCCAAAAUACUGGAAUAAAGAUCUGGAGAAACUGCUAAUGGAGUGCAUGGCAACACAGAUUCCCUCCUUCGUGUCUGCUAGCAACACAGACGAGUCUGCAUUAAAAGAUCAUCUGAGUCAGUUGGAAACCACAAUCUUUCCCAACCUGAGAUGCAAAAGAGAUGUCUUCAAAGAAGCAGGAUUGCUUACUACCUAUACAAAAUGUUGUAAUGCCUGUUUGUCUUCUUACCUUUCCACACUUACAGACGGUGACAUGAGCUUCAGCAAAUGUCUUCUCAUUUAUGAAUGGGGCUUUAAUAUGUACAGAAGUGAGAAGCUGCUCAUGCCCUGCUGGACUCCACAGCAGAUGCUCUUAGCUGAUGCAUAUGUUCUCAAGUGGAAUUUUUCAAAUGUGGAGGAAAAGCUGCUCACAGUCAUCCAGAAGGAAGUAAGAGAAGCGCUCAGACAAGUAAUUACCGCGGGGGGAAAGCCCUAUACAGACACUACAAUCAUUCAGGUAUUAACAAGGAGGGCACAGGCAGUCCAGCAUAUCAGUGAUACCAUAAAAGAUAAGGUUGAAGCUGUAUGUUUGGAAGAACUUCUGCAUUUUCUGCAUAGCUAUAAACAUGAAGUAAGAAGCCUUCUCCAACUUGACACCUUUUCUGAGACCGACAGCAAUUUGCAAAUACUUGAGAACUGCUGCAUUUUCAGAGCUGCUUGGCAUAAGCUAACGUACAUCUAUCACGCUAGUGCUGACACUGAUGCUAAAGUGAAGGGAUUUAUAGACAGUACAGAAGAACAGAGUAGAGAACUUCUUCUGCAGGCAAUUACUUCUAAAGUCAAGGUGGCAUUGAAGGGUCACUUCAGAAAAGGUCAUAGUGAUUUUGACAGAUUUCUAGACUGCUUACGGUCCAGUUUUUCAAGGUUUGAGAUGAAAAAUACAGAGACCUAUGAGACCCUCAUCCAGACUGUCCACCACAACAUUAUCACUGAGUAUGUUCAGGCUCUCCUAACUGCUUCUGGGAAGUCAUCUUCUGCAAAGCGGAGGAAAAUUGCCAACAAAAUUGAAGCAGAUCACAGGGCAAUGCAAACACUCUUUGAAGAAUGCUUCGGCCCUAGAACUGCUUCACUGGAUGAUCCUAUUGAAGGAAUCCUAGAGUUUAUUCUACUUACUGACAUCGAAGCAAUGAAAAUACAGCUUGUGAUUCUUGUCCACAAGUUUCCAGAUAUAAGGAAAGAACAUCUGAAUAUAAUCUUGGACAUCAAAGGAACUCUCAGUUGGACAGACAGAAAUGCUGUGUUGGAGGUGGUUUAUGAUAAUUAUGUGGAAGCUGAAAGAGGACACAAUUUGUUUUUUGACAAGAUAGAAAUAAAGGCUGGAAAAUAUGGAGUCUGUGGCUGCUGCUGCUGCUGUUAGGAAAGGUCUAAUAUGGAAAGUCAGAAGCCACCCUCCUCGCCUGUGUCACAAAGGCUCCAUCAUCAGCAGGCAACAUCAGAGAUCACAGCUACUUGAAAGUUGCUCGGAAUGGCAAACAGUAUUUGUCUGCUGAAAACAGCCUGUAGGCCAUGCGAGAACAUGUGCCAGAGCGUUUCAAGACAAGAAGAUCACAUAAACCCAAACCAUGGUUCCCUGCAUGAAGUCCAACUGAAAAGGGGAAUGCACAUGGGUUAGAAUCGUCCCUCAAACCUGCAGCUAGAUUCUUGCUUAGCUGGGCUAUGGCUGCUAGGGAGAGAAGCACUGGAGAGAGCCACAUCUUGCUUCAGUAGGGGAUUGGGUCAGUAAGCCCCUGCCAUUUCCCCAGUCCUUCUACAAUGCUCCUUUCCACAGUCCUGCACAGAGAGCCACUAUGCAGCAUGCUCUGUGGCAUGCAGAGGGCUGCGGAAGCCUUUUGGCGCAUGGUUACUCCCUAGCAUCCUGCUCAGCCGGAAGGUGGCAUUUCCACAGCAUUUGGGGCCUUGCAUGCCCACAGCGGGGAAGCAGGAUGUGGCACUUAGCUUUUGUGUCCCAUUCAGUUGCUUAAAUGGAAAGCCAUACUAAUAGCACAGAACUUACAUCAAUCCCCAGUAGCCCAUUACAAUGGAUUGUGGACAUAGUGUAAUUAGUAUCUUAGUUUUAUAACUGGCUUCAGAGCUGAGUUUGUCUUUCCAUCCAUAUAACUCAGUUUACCGAAAAUUUCCCCUGCUGUAAGACUCUCAUUUCUUUAACAUGGGAAUUUUUGCUGUGGAAGUCUCGUGUGCAAUGGACAGUUAAAAUAGCUGUUUCCACUCUGGGUCGGUGUGAACUUCUUUCAGAUGUGAAUAGACAAGAAGUACAGUAGGGGAAAAUAAUAGCCCUUCUUUUUGCCCCUGUAUAGGCUGGUCAUAAUCUCAGAGCUGGAUUUGGUUCAAGGCCGCAUUUGCUAUUGUGUUAAUAUAGGUCACUGCCAUUCUGACAAGUGUGAACAAAUUAGCCGUGCAGAAAAGAACUGCGAUUAUCAGAUACUCUUCAACUCUUAUAGGCAGCCAUUCUGCAUCAGUGACAGCUUCCUCAAACAUGGCCUUUUACUCCUGUUUUGUUGGCAGUUCAAUAUGCUCAUGAUUAAUUAGGAAUGGAACAAGAGAAGCAAGUUGGUUGGUUUUUGUGUAUAUGAAAAACUUGUAAUCAAGCUGCUCCGUGAGAUGUUUGGGGGAAAGUCCCCUAAAUCAAAAUGAAAUUUUAAAAGGUGUCACACUACAAAACUAUAAACUCUUAUCUGUGCUCUUUGCUGAGUCUGAAAGCUCAUUUCUUCAAGAAACUAGCUUUUAAAGGCCAGAUUCUGCUUUCCUUACUCCUGGUGAACGGUACCUCCCUCUACAACUAGACCCAAAUAGACCUGUUCCAAGUAAGGUGACACACAGGGUGAACAGGGGAAUGUGUGCCUUGCCCAUGGCAAAUAUAUGGGUUUUAAAAAACAACUCAAACAACUUUAGAAUGACCAUGUAAUCUGCCUUAAGUGACCCUUCAAGGACCAGCAAACACCAGCUGAGUCACAGGGGUUGUUAAUUAACUAGAAGUGGCACCACACCAUACCAAAAAAUUGCUCUCCCUUGUUUGCCAUCUCAGCUUGAACUCUUCAUUCACUUUUCCCUGCACAGCUCUGCCCUGGCCUACACCUUGGAUCUGAUCUAUUAACAUGACCCAUGUUCUUUCUGUGUCAAUGGGCCAAUGUGCCCUGCCUCUUCAGGGACAAAAACAUUUGGUGAAUUUGUGUCGGUUUUGCCAAAUUGGUGAGAAAAACAAACAAAAUCCCUUAAAAAGGACUCAGAGAAAAUCAAAAUGUUUCCUUUCAAAAAAGAUGACAUUUUGAUUUUUCAGUUCAAAUUGACUGUUUUGAAAAUGUGUAAAAUAAUCAGACGUGGGCAGCAGUGAAGCAAACGUUUUGUUUGACUGGACACUGUAGUUUUUUCCCAACUUUUUGUUUUCCCAAAAAUUUUGAACAGUUUCAGUUCAACCCAAAAAGAAAAGGAGGACGUGUGGCACCUUAGAGACUAACCAAUUUAUUUGAGCAUAAGCUUUCAUACAGCUCACUUCAUCGGAUGCAUCGGAUGAAGUGAGCUGUAGCUCACAAAAGCUUAUGCUCAAAUAAAUUGGUUAGUCUCUAAGGUGCCACAAGUCCUCCUUUUCUUUUUGCGAAUACAGACUAACACGGCUGCUACUCUGAAACCUGUCAGUUCAACCCAAGCGGUUCGGUGUUUUUAAUUUUCCAGAAUGGCCAAUGAACCAGAAAAUCCAUUAUUCGCACGGCUCCACUCACAGCCUUCUGAGUUUAUUUCUCUAGGCCCAUCUUCGUGCCUUCCUCCACGCCCAAUACAAGGGCAGCUGGCCCUUCCUUUCCCUUUUUAACCUCCUCAUAAAGACCUGUUAUUCUCUGAGGCCUGUAAAGACCAAAUACCUUCUGCAGCCCAACAUUAAAUAAUUGGAUGAAGAAAAAAAAAGCCUUAUCUUUCUUUGGGGAUUGCAAACAGGUGUCAAGGGCUCACAACCACCCUGUCCUUUCCAUAUUGCUAAUUGUCCUGGGUAGAUGGGAGGGGAGCUUUGGUGGAGGUAAUUGGUCCUGAUCUACAGUAUGUCUGUGUUCUAGGACCCAAUCAUGCAAAUUCCUACUACUGGGAUGAGUAGUAAGCACUACUUUUGGUUGUAAGGUUUUGCAGAAUGCUGCCUUUACUUUGUGAGCCUCACAGGGACAGGAGAUGAGGGAGGGGGAGUAUUAAUAUUAUUUUUGUCUUGUACAAUACUGAGCACAUCUUUGAUUCCCAUGGACCAAAUGAUUUAAUCCCCAAUAGACUCUUUAUUGCUUUUAAUGAAUUGUGAGAACUUCAAAAUCAUAAAAGUCAAUUUCAGCUAUUAAAGGAUUAGGAAGAGCGUUUUAACAAAAGUCAGUAAUUUGGCUACUCUUCCAAGACAGCUGACUCCCUGUUCUGUUUGAAAACAGUUUCUAAAGCUUCAGAUGGUCCAGGUAUUAGAUAAAUGUGCAAUUUUUAGUCCAGCUAAACAUUCAAUGGGCUUAUAAAUCACUCAGUAAAACAAUUUAAAAAAAUUCACUCCCACUUUGCACAGGUUGGAAGACAGCACAGUCUGCAUGUUGCACCCAGCUCAUCCAGCCUCAAACUUCUUGCCACACAAAGAAAUAUGGACAUCUGUCAAAAUAUACAGGGCUGGGCUCUGAAUUGUGCUGGGUAUAUCAAGCUAGUCACAGUAUUCAUCCUUCAGUGCUAUGACUUACGCAUUUAUUUCCAGGGGCGGGGAAUACAUUAUAUCUACAAUUUCUUGGAGAUAGGAUUAUAGUGAGCCAUGUUUAUUGAUAUUUAAAUCAACAAGCAUUACAGAUCAAAUAAAUAAAAACAGACAAAACCCUUCAGACAUCCUGAUCAUAGCUGGUCUAAAAAUACAUUCCACAGCACUGGAAAGAUUUCUUCAAAUAAAUAUUGGUAAUUAGUUGCUUCUACUCUAUCUGAUAGUCACAUUCAGAGAAGGGUUUUGUGCUUACUAAAUAAAUAAAUGUAAAUUGGAAAUCGGCAUGUAUUGGAACAUAGUGUUAUAUAAAUAAAUCCUGUCUGUGUAUGUAUAUACAAUGUGUUCUGUAAUAUAUAUCUGUAUGUGAAAGAUAUUUAUUUUAAAUAAUAUUUCUUCAUUGUAAAUUUCUCUUUCUUAUUUUGCAAUGGAGCCAUAAAAUAUUCAAAUAAAACUUAAAUGAAGAAAAA
Messenger RNA from Chelonia mydas (Green sea turtle), 7272 nucleotides. Its product is annotated as exocyst complex component 3-like protein 2. The transcript has 13 exons. Gene Ontology annotation, molecular function: SNARE binding. Gene Ontology annotation, biological process: exocytosis; exocyst localization. NCBI's taxonomy places the organism in Eukaryota, Metazoa, Chordata, Testudines, Cheloniidae. The record is from RefSeq and is a predicted model, not a curated record. Bases 1922 to 3469 code for a protein of 515 amino acids. Gene Ontology annotation, cellular component: exocyst.